Messenger RNA from Peronospora matthiolae, 177 nucleotides. Lineage: Eukaryota; Oomycota; Peronosporomycetes; Peronosporales; Peronosporaceae. The record is from the annotation of a GenBank genome assembly.
AUGCACGAUCGUUCGAACGAUCGUGCCGCGUUUGCGUUCACGCAGCUUGAGAACGAACGUUCGACUCGUUAUUUUCGUGACGAGCUGGCUGUAGCUCGUCGAGACAUCGCUGGACUGCGUGAACAGGUCGCUUCGCUAGUCGACCAGACUGGCUCGUUGAAACGGGACCACUCGUAG